Messenger RNA from Ziziphus jujuba (common jujube), 2643 nucleotides. RefSeq names its product flowering time control protein FCA. The transcript is spliced from 19 exons. The record is from RefSeq and is a predicted model, not a curated record. Bases 732 to 2360 code for a protein of 542 amino acids. Lineage: Eukaryota; Viridiplantae; Streptophyta; Magnoliopsida; Rosales; Rhamnaceae. Gene Ontology annotation, molecular function: RNA binding; protein binding.
CAAAGCUGGAUAGAUACAGAGGAGACCGCUAUGGCAGUGGCAUCAACAACAACAACCAGGACUCCCACGCAUAUCGUCACUCCAGAGGUUCCUCUCGCUUUUCUGACGCCCCCUUGAACCACCAUCACUCUCGCCGUAGCCCCAACGAUUACCGCGGUGGCUCUAACCGUCUCUUCGAGAGCCCACCGCGCCUCUCUCCCCUCGCUGCCGGCGGUGGAGGGGGCUUCCGGCCGGUGGGAGGAGUAGGAGGAGGAGGCGGCUUCUCUUCGAAUCACCAGGCCCCGCCAGCUCUUUCUGGGCAGAAACGAGGGUUUCCUUUCUCUGCCCGUGGAGGGUCUCCUCCAGAUCGUUUUGAUAGAGGCAAUUUUGCCAAACUUUUUGUUGGAUCAGUUCCAAGGACGGCCACUGAGGAAGAUAUUCGCCCCUUGUUUGAGGAACAUGGGAAUGUCAUAGAAGUUGCUCCAAUUAAAGAUAAGAAAACAGGACAACAACAGGGCUGUUGUUUUAUAAAAUAUGCAACCUCAGAAGAAGCUGAUAGAGCUAUUAGAGCUUUACAUAAUCAACAUACUCUUCCGGGGGGAUUAGGUCCUAUUCAAGUUCGAUAUGCUGAUGGGGAACGAGAACGCCUUGUUGAGUACAAGUUAUUUGUGGGCUCUUUGAACAAACAAGCUACAGAAAAGGAAGUUGAGGAGAUUUUUUCACCUUAUGGUCGAGUUGAAGAUGUUUACCUUAUGCGUGAUGAAUUGAAGCAGAGUCGGGGAUGUGGUUUUGUUAAGUACUCUCAUAGAGAGAUGGCGUUGGCAGCUAUCAAUGCUCUUAAUGGAUGCUAUACAAUGAGAGGUUGUGAUCAACCAUUAACUGUCCGGUUUGCUGAUCCUAAAAGACCUAGGCCUGGAGAUUCAAGGGGAACUCCUGCAUCGGGAAAUACAGGUUUCAGUCCUCGAUUUCAGGCACCGGGAGCCAGACCAGUGCCUAAUUUUGGUGAGCCUAUGAGGGAUCGAAUCCCGCCUAAUGCUUGGCGUCCAAUGAGCCGGCUGUCCCCUAAUGCACCUAUUCAUGGUUUUGGAGGCCAGUUGCUUCCUAUGUCUGGUGGCAUGGCAAUGCCUAUGAAUUCGGGUGGUCAAGCUGGCGGCCAUAAUGGUCCUUCAGAUUAUCCGGGAGUAGCAGUGUCAUCACAACAGAGUUUUAAUCAAUCUAUGCCACAAGUUGCUCCAGUUGGCCGACAAAUAUCUCAAUUGCAGAAGCCUCUUCAAUCACCUCAGCAGUUGCCACCUUCUUUACAAUCACACCCUCAAAAUUUAGCAUCUUACUCCCAGACACAAACGUCCCUUGCAUCAGUACAGCAGCUUGGUCAGCCACAACUUCCUCAUUCAGCUGGUCAAACGCCCUUAAGUCAGCCUCUACCCUCACAACAGCUACUUGGCUUGAGUGGACAGUUGUCUGUAUCUCAGCCUCAGGUUCAGCAGAGUGCGUCGUCUGCAACAGCUCUUCACACUCCUUUAAGUAUUAACUUACAACCACAUGCUGCGCCCGCAGCAUCAAAUCAAAAGCAGCUUCCUGCUGCUCCAGUCCAGCAGCAACUGCUUCAGCCUCCUCAGAAAUCACCUUCUCAAUUAGCUCAGAUGCUGUCACAACAGACACAAUCUCUUCAGGCAAGUUUUCAGUCAUCUCAACAGGCUUUCUCCCAGCUCCAACAACAGUUACAACAAAUGCAGCCACCAAAUCAAGGUUUGGCUUUGCAGCAGAGUUCCCAGGCUACUAAACAGCAGCAGUGGGCUGGGAUCACACCACAGGCGCUUGGUAGCACCCCUGCUGUUGUAUCUGCAGAUGUGCCUUCAUCCACAUCUGCUGCUGCUUCUGUACCUGCAACAGCCCAAGCUGUACCUCCUGUAAAAGGCAAUUGGACAGAACACACCUCCCCUGAUGGAUACAAAUACUAUUAUAAUAGUGUUUCUGGUGAAAGCAAGUGGGAGAAACCUGAGGAGUUGAUAUUAUAUGAGCAACAGCAUCAGCAGCAGCAACAAAAGGUACCAGUUCCGCAACCUCAGUCCCAAUCACUCCCUCAGCAUCUAUCUACCCAGCAGGUUUCACAAACACAGCAACUGCAGCUUCAACCUCAGUUUCAAACGCAGCUUCAACCUCAGUUUCAAACGCAGCUUCAUAACCACCAGCAAUUACAACAACGGUCUUUAUCGUCAUCGUAUCAGGCUUCAGGAAUAAUAACUCAUCAAAAUGUACAGGAACUUGGCUACACACAAUUACGGGGGGCAUCUAACACAGUCAGUGAUCCUUCUCGCUUUCAACAGGGGCUUCAGGCUGCUCAGGAGUGGAUGUGGAAGAAUAAGCCAGCAGGAGCUUGAAACCCAGGAAUAGAAUAUGGGACGGUGCAUGGGCAAAAGAGUUGUGAUGCAGAGUGCAAAGGAUUUGAAGACCUGUUUCAAUCUCACUGGCUAACAGGAGCAGCCAAAUGUUUUUAUUGUCUAGAUGCCAAAAGCGUAACGGGAACAUUUCUUUCAGCCAUGUGGUUAUAUAUUAUUCAUGGUGAGGUUUUACUGGCUCACUCCAACUUGUGUGCCAUUGUCACAAUAAAUUGUUUUAGUGUAACAUGUCAUAUGAGAAUAACUAGAUAGCUUGAUUUUAAUA